Messenger RNA from Brettanomyces bruxellensis, 2190 nucleotides. RefSeq lists its product as uncharacterized. The record is from RefSeq and is a predicted model, not a curated record. The coding region runs from base 1 to 2190 and encodes 729 amino acids. Lineage: Eukaryota; Fungi; Ascomycota; Pichiomycetes; Pichiales; Pichiaceae. Gene Ontology annotation, molecular function: protein binding. The transcript has a single exon.
AUGUGGUCUGUUUCAUCAAAGUCAAAACUUAAUUUUCCUCAGGCAGGAAAUAUCGAACUUAGUGAUGUUGUACAUGAUCUAGAACAAUACCUAUCGGUGCCCAAAACCAUAAAUUAUUCUCAGUUUCCACCUUUUGUUGUCAAAGCUCUUUGUGAUGACUGUUCAGUGUUAUCAUGUGGAUGUCUCAUAUCCGAAAAACUAGCGAACGAACUGAGUACGCAUUCAAAAGAAUUUGUCUGUCCCCAGUGUCAUAAUACGGAUGUAUAUCUUUUGAACGUAUGCACCACCAUUCGUUCCUUGGUGAAGUAUGUUCACGGAUUGAAAGAUAUUUUAGUUUAUGAGAAGGAGUCCAACUCUGAAAAUGCCAAAGAGUCGAGCGUUAGUGAACAUGAAUAUCAGCAGAAACAACACAAAGUGACAUUUCUAUCUGCAUUUAAUGAGGUAUUUGCUGAGAUAAAUAGCGGAUCACGUAUCGAAGAUUAUAAGAAAGAUGGUUACAAUUCGAUGAAUACGCAAUCAUCUAGUUAUAGUAGCAGAGAGUGUGGUCGUCAAUCUAACGGUCCUAUUUCAUACAAAGAUAGGAGAUUACAAGGAGAACAGCAGGCACAGCAAUCAAUUGCUUCCACUUCACCAGGAAGUAAUUUCACGCCAUCUUCGCUUCAUUCUCUAUCUAGACAGAGAACAAAAAACUCAUUUCCGACGUCUAACUUGACAAAGUUGCUCACUUCGUCUUCAAAUAAUGAUAAAGUAGGUCUCAAAAAGAAUCAGGGACGGCCACAAAGUAUGGAUGCAAGUAAAGAACUUAUUUACGGAAAGAAUUUUCCAUUUUUCCGUAAACUCUUCCAGUAUAGACUUCAUCAUUCGAAAUUCUUUCCAAGAUCGAAGCUUUUUAUUGGCACUUCCAUUUCACCUGAUUUGAAGCAUCUUGCUCUUCUUACUGAACGGAAGUUUGAAGUAUAUUCCCUAGAUCCGGAUAAGCCAGAUCAAUGUCCAAAGUUAUAUUGCUGUGGCAAAAGCAAUGGAGAAUAUGGUUCCGAUUACUCAGAUCAUCACGUUAUUAGUGAUGAGGAAGUUGUCAGAAACUCCAAUUUCACGGAGUCGCCUGGAUUAGCAUUAGAAGCUCUUACCAAAUGGGAACAUCAUUCGUGCAAGAUUUCUAAGAAUAUACUUGUAAUUGCCGGAAGUCGCGGAUUCUUGAGAAUUCAUGACUUAUCGUUUAGGGGCAGAUGCAUCUUCACUUAUCAGUGUAAGUUUCCAAUACGGUGUAUGGACAUGUCACCGGAUGGAAAAUUUAUUAGCAUUGGAAUAACAGGGAAGGAUAAGUACACAUUGGUUGAACAGGCGUUUGUCAUUCUUUUACGUCUUGAUUUUGAUGAUUCUACAGAUGUCGAAAGUGCAAAUGUGAGUCUUACAAGCAGUAAUAAGGCUAUUUAUAAAUUAUUUCAUCCUGCAGAAGACCAUGCAAAUAAUGGAGAGAGUAAUUCGACAAACACUUUAUCAACUUUUCAAACAUCCCAGGGGGUGCAUGUUGGAUUGCGCCUAAUUGCCUUUCCCUUUAAUCUUCCUUAUAGAGAUCCCAUAAAUAUUUUGCAAUUUUCACCAAAUUCGAAAAUGCUAUCUGUGGCUACAGCAUUGGAAUCUAGAUUUCUUACAAUUAACAUCACAGAUCCAAACAGGCCAAUUUUAGUCAUGAAAUCUCAAAGAAGAAUGGAUACCUCAUUGGAUAGCGAAGGAAUAACGGACAUGCAGUUUUUUCCCGAUGAUAGGAUUAUGUGUAUUACAUCUGUUGCAAGUAACUCCGUGCCAAUAGUAAUAGAUACCAAUAUUAGUUCUAUAUCUGGCCCGAAUGGAAUUGCAAAACCAAAGAUGUUACUGAAAGUGAGCGAAGUCGGAAGCACAAUUCACAAAUGUUGUGUUUCUCCAAGGGGUGAUGCCGUAGCCUAUUUGGAUAGGUCUGGAACUGUUUACAUUAUGAUGUGCCCUAGAAUGGAUGAUAGUGAUAAUAAACGGAUUGUUGUCGUCACAGAUGUAGCCAACUCUUUUACCGUUGGUGAAUCUGCAUCUAUGAGGUUUGAUAGUCAUGGAUAUAAACUUUACAUUAUUGAUAGAAAGGGAAUACUUACAAUAUCUGAUUUCACUGCUGGUACAGUUGAGGAUCAGUCCGUCACUCGCUGCAAAAUAAUAACUUGA